Messenger RNA from Durio zibethinus, 1214 nucleotides. Its product is annotated as DNA-directed RNA polymerase V subunit 7-like. Gene Ontology annotation, biological process: DNA-templated transcription initiation. Gene Ontology annotation, molecular function: single-stranded RNA binding; single-stranded DNA binding. The record is from RefSeq and is a predicted model, not a curated record. NCBI's taxonomy places the organism in Eukaryota, Viridiplantae, Streptophyta, Magnoliopsida, Malvales, Malvaceae.
AAAUGUUUUGGACCGUCGAUCUGAAUCUUUUUAAGUUACAACCGUUGAUUUGCUAGUAAGUUCAUUACCUCCUUCCUCGGUCUCACUUUGCUCUCAAAAUCAUCGAUUCAGUUGCAAAAUGUUUCUCAAGGUGCAGUUGCCAUGGAAUGUCAUAAUUCCUGCUGACAGCUUGGAUACCAAAGGCUUGAUGCUCCAAAAGGCUAUAGUGGUCCGCCUUUUGGAUGAAUUUGCUCGGAAGAAGGCCACCAAGGAUCUUGGAUAUUUCAUGGCUGUCACAACUCUGGAGAGCAUUGGGGAGGGCAGAGUUAGACAGAACACUGGGGAUGUGCUUUUCCCUGUUGUCUUCAGUGGAAUCACCUUCAAGAUGUUCAGAGGAGAGAUUUUGGAAGGAGUUGUACACAAGGUACUAAAACAUGGAGUUUUCUUGAAGUGUGGACCAAUCCAGAACAUCUAUCUGUCUCACAUAAAAAUGCCCGACUACCAUUAUGUGCCUGGAGAGAACGCUCUCUUCAUGAAUGACAAGCACUCAAAGAUUGAGAAGGAUGUUGUCAUCCGAUUUAUUGUGAUCGGAACAAAGUGGAUGGAAGCAGAGAGGGAAUUUCAGGCAUUGGUAAGUUUGGAAGGUGACUACUUAGGACCAGUUUCCUGAAUAUAACUUUUGUUUCGUCUCUGUAUGAUUCGGAUGUACUUGUUACUGCUUUCUUAGGAAGUAGUUGACAGUAGGAGUGUUGGAUGUUGAACUAUUCUACUUGUUGUAAAUUCGAUUGGACAAAGAUGUUGAAUUCUAGAGCUUACUUAUGGUGUUAGCUUUGUAUAACUUGGUUUGGUUAAGUCGGUUUGUGGUUUUUUAAGUUUUUUUAAAACUGAAUUGAAUCGACCAACUGAACAAUUGCUUACCCCCACUCAAGUCUAGCUUUCCAUUUUAGAAGGGUUUUGGUUUCAAUGGAUGGAGCAGUAGCUAAAGAAGUAGUUUGAAAGGAUACCAAUUACCAAGGCAAAGACUAGUGUCGAUUGAAGCAAUGCAAGGAUGAGAAAGAAGAAAAGUUGGGACAUAGACAAGAUGAUACCAUUGUUAGAUUGAUCGAAAAAGCUUUGUUGCACAAAAUUACCUUUGGCUUGCACACACAGCUAUUUAUGUAAGCUGUGAAUCCAUUUUUUUUCUCAUGUUUUAGUACUUUAUGCUUCUAAGCUCAUUCUUUUGUUUCUUAAUCAAA